Messenger RNA from Microplitis demolitor, 3745 nucleotides. It is a transcript of the gene br, whose product is annotated as broad-complex core protein. Gene Ontology annotation, biological process: regulation of transcription by RNA polymerase II. The transcript is spliced from 7 exons. The record is from RefSeq and is a predicted model, not a curated record. Bases 476 to 1849 code for a protein of 457 amino acids. Gene Ontology annotation, molecular function: protein binding. NCBI's taxonomy places the organism in Eukaryota, Metazoa, Arthropoda, Insecta, Hymenoptera, Braconidae. Gene Ontology annotation, cellular component: nucleus.
CAGCUCUCGCAACGUAACGCCGUGCUGCUGCUGCUUAGCUGUUGAUACUCUGCUGUCUAGUAUAAUAUCCACUCCCUACCUCUUUCUACAUACUCAUUAUCGUCGUAUAUAUUAUUUUAUACUCUGCUCUACAUCUACAUACAUCUAAUACACGAAACGGAGGAACUUUUAAAUAACGGAGCUGUGAAGUGUACUCAAUUUAUUAACUACUGUUGAAAUAAGAGACAGUCGAUUGUACAAUAAGUUAUAUAUUAUUAAUUUGGUGAUAAUUCUUAGUGAUAGAUUAAUGUAAUGAGGAUGAAUUUUUUCUCAUUGUUAACAUUAAUAAUUAUUAAAUAUAACACUGAAUUGACAAGUCGAUAAUAAGUUAAUAUAUUAUUAUUAUCAUAAUUAAAUAUUCAUUUUGUGUGCAGUGAAAGUGCCUUCGUAGUUAUUUUAUAAACUGCACAAGUAUUUGAGGUGAAUAAAAAUAACGAUGGUAGAUACGCAACACUUUUGUCUGCGAUGGAAUAAUUACCAGAGCAGUAUAACGUCGGCAUUUGAAAAUUUACGCGACGAUGAGGACUUUGUAGAUGUCACAUUGGCCUGCGAUGGCAAGAGUCUCAAAGCUCAUCGCGUUGUACUCUCUGCCUGCAGCCCAUACUUCCGUGAAUUGCUCAAGAGUACACCGUGCAAACAUCCGGUGAUAGUACUUCAGGAUGUGGCAUUUAAUGAUUUACACGCAUUAGUUGAGUUCAUUUAUCACGGGGAAGUUAAUGUACAUCAGCGAUCUCUCAGUAGUUUCCUCAAGACUGCUGAGGUUUUGAGGGUGUCAGGUCUUACACAACAGGCCGAUUCAACUGAACGAGAUGAGUUAUCACGAGUGCGUGCAUUAGCGGCACGCACAAAUCACGUACCACCCCAUGAUAAGUUGUCGGACGAGGGUUUCCCACGUGGUGGUUCUCCACCUACUCCACACACCCCGACACCAACAACAGUACAACAAUUGUUGCGACGUGCACAAAUACGUAGGAAUGAGAGGCGUACACCUGAUGAACAUGACGAUUCUAUAAAACGUUCGCGAGUACCUUCACCACCACUCAACAAUAAUGACGCGACGCCUACUGAUUUUUCAAUGGUAAAAAAUCAUUUAUCAGCGAAAGUUGAGGGCAAUGGUUUGCAUGAUGAAAACAGCCGUAUUGAAGACAAUAUUAAGUGCGAGCCGCUGGAAUUGACUGGAGGAAAUGGCAGGACCGGCGGACACAAUGAAGAUUCAUCCGAUUCUGGGGCUGCGGCAUCCGAUCGACCACCGGCUUCUGCGAGUAGUAAUGAACACGAACACGAACCAGAACAUCCUUCAACGCCAAACUAUUUACCCGAUAGCAAAUUAUUCUCAUCAACGCCUGGAAGUUUUAAUUUCAGUAUGGCCGCACUCACAACUGAUCACAAUCCAUUGUCAGUUAAAUUUUCAGGGUUAAGCCACGGAUUACAGACGCCGGAUUUAGCUGGGACUUCACAAGGUCUGUUGGCCGGCAGCAGCGCGACCGAUGAGUUUCGAUGUGAGCCUUGCAACAAAAACCUGACCUCCCUAACGCGGUUGAAGCGGCAUAUACAGAACGUCCACACCCGCCCGAGCAAGGAGCCUAUCUGUAAUAUCUGCAAGCGGGUUUACUCCAGUCUCAACAGUCUGAGGAAUCACAAGAGUAUUUACCACAGGCAGCAUGGAAAGAUCGAACAGCAGCGUAAAGACGAAGAGCAUCAGCACCAACAGCAACAGCUGCAGUUGCAGCAGCAGCAGCGUGAGAGAGAAAUUCAGGAUAAAUCUUAUUCUCAUCAACAGCCAAAGCAUCAGCAUUCACGAAUGGGCUAAUUGUCAUUAGGCCACUUGUAAUUUUAAAUUCACGCGGGAUUAACACGCUCAAAUUUAUUUCGAUUUUAGUUGUCCUCUUUAUUUUCUUCGAUAUCUUUUUUAAUGAAAUAACGAGCUAUUUAUUGAGGAAAAAUACCAUUCUUGUGCCUUGGACUAAGAGUCUAUUAAAUAUCUUUUUUUUUAUUUUUAACUUUUAAUUUUUAUUAAAUUUUUUUAUUUAAAUUAUAAAAUACUGAGAGUUGUGUUCCGCAGUUGAAGACAAUCGGGACAAUUGCAAUCGUUUUAUUUUUAAUUUUGCAUCGUUAAAAAAAAACGUUAUGUACACUGAGAAAAGAGUUUAUUUAAUGUUAAUAAAUAUAACUUUAUUUUUUAUCUUAAAAAAAUGUUUUUCAGUAAAUAAAUUUUUUUAACAAAAAAAAAAAAAAAAAAAAAAAAAAAAAAAAAAAAUAAAACAUUUUAGUUUAUAAAUAAUGAGGUAAAUGUACUCAGUAGUUGGCUAUGUCCCAGUAUUUGGACAAAAAAAAACCGUUAAAUUUAUUUAUAAUUUUUUGAAAAAAUUUUUUUCAUUUUUAUUUUACUAAUCAUUAGAAUUAAAUGAUAUUUUUAAGUUAAAAAAAAUAUACAUUUAUCAUUAUUGAUGAUAAAUAUUUAAAAAUUUUCUUAAUGGUCAAUUUUAGUUGAUAAAUAAAAUAGUUAACAAUAACUUAUUACUUAUCUCAGUGUAUAAAUUUUUAAUUUAUCGAUCCAAAAAGUUACCAAAAUAGAUUCACACAGUUAAAUAACGAAGAAUGAUAUAAAAUAUAUGAGUAUGAAUGGAAAUAUUUCAAAUGUAAAUGUUUAAUACUUAAUGGUUAUUAUUAUUUAAUGUAAAAUAUCAUGUCGGGUGAUCACUUACUUCAGCUAGUUGACAAUAGAUAGAUUUAGGUUGACUAUUGAGGUAUAUAUUUAUAUUAAUAUUAAUAUUUAUGAUAUUUAAUAUUUAAUAUAUAUCUUACACGAUGUGAAUUAACAAAGUUAUUUUGAGGUAUUUGAAUUUAUCAUCAAUGAUUUUGAAUACCCAUCGACCUGAUGCAACCUAAUUCUGACAAAUAAUUCAAAUAACAUUUGUGAUUCCAAUCAUUUAAAUAUUUAUAUAUCAUGUACCUAAAUACUACGAUCAUUUAUUUUUUAAUUACCCGUGUUAAAAAAAAAGGUCACAAAAAUUUGGAAAAUUUCUUUGUGAAUUAAACUCCAAGUUUAAUACCUUUCAGUACUUAAAGUCUUCAAUUUUUGAAUUUUUGAAAAUUUGUAUGAUGAUGGAAUUAAAAAAUUAAUUCGUUUGAAUUUUGAGUGAUUUUAAUUUUUAAGUUCAAAAUUAUUCAUAUUAACGAUCACAAAGACUUCCGAGAAUGUACUAAUUCAAAAAUCUUACCUUGGAAUAUAAUUCAAAUUAAUCAGCGGUUCAACUUUAAGAUUUUCGAAAGUUUAAAAAAUUGUUAAAUUCAAGAAUUUCAAGUUCAAAAUUUUUUAGAUUUGAGACUUCUGCAAAGUGAACAUUUUUGGAACGACUUUUUUCUACAUUAUGAUGUUUAUAUACAUAAGUCAUUAUUUUGAAUUUUUGAAUUUUGAUUAUCAGUAAUUCCAUUUAAAUUAAUGUUCUACAAAAAUUUCUAGCAAUUUAUUUUCAUACUUAAUAAUAAUAUUAUAAUUUUCUUUGGUUAUCAAAAAAUGUAAUUUUUGGACGGGUCAUUAUUGAUCAGAUUUAUAGUUUUCAAUGAUUGUAGUAUCUUAAAACGAGGCUUACAAUAGAACGCGUCAUUUUGGAUACCGUUUAAAAAUUUAUUUAUUAAUUAUAAAUUUAUAAUCUAUCGAAAAAUAUUUGUUUCUAGAACUAUAGAUGCUUAAUUUAUUUUUAAA